CGUGGUUGACAGCGGAAGAGUCAUUGAGAUGUCACUUGGAGCUGGCAGGAUGAGUUUGAGCAGUAACUGCUCUCUGAUCAUCAACAACAUCACUGCUGAGGAUGCUGGUCGUUACACUGGUCGGCUUGGACACGUUAAUUACCAAGAUAUACUUGUGUAUUUACACAUGUUGACAAUCGUUCCAUUUCCACCAGAUGCUGACCCAAGAAGCGGUGGAAACAUAUCAUUACAGUGUUCUCUGAUUAAAUACAAUACUGACAUUCCCUGUAAAGAGAACAGCAUCAUCUGGGUGGAUGAGACAGGAACUGUGCUGCUUGGUGAAGGUGAUGGGUUUGUGUCUGGAGGACAGAACAACUGUGUUUCUGAUCUGAUGGUGAAACAUCAGAGAGGCUCCAAGAGAAGAUUCACCUGCCAGGUUGUUGAAGGAGACAGAGUGAAGAUAGAUGCUGAAUACACGCUGGACUUUACAGAUGUGAGUGAGCAGCAUCAACAGGAGGGGGCUGGAUACGAAACCUUGAGGAACGCCACGGACAAGAGCGGAAGAGAUGUAUUUAUGAUAAACCUCAAUGACGAUCCAGAUAAAAAUGUGACCUACACCACUGUUGACCAUUCAAAUGCCCAGAAUGUCCUUGAGAUGAAGGUGAAAGAAGAAGAGGACGUGGUGAUUUAUUCCAACGUGAGGACGGAGAUGAAGGCCGAGGCCGACGACACUCCCAACGGCCCCUACAGCUGUGUCUCCUAAUAACUCCACAAGGAAGAAAGACAAUAUAGUUAUAUCAGGUGUGAUUGUUCACCAAGAGCAGUUAUUGAUCAUUCGUGAUGCACUUCCUGUUCUCAACGUUUAAAUCACAUGUUGAUGAUAGAAGUUGAUCUUGGCACCGGAAAAGAAAAAGACAAUAUUGUAGCUCGAUAUGAGCAGAGAGGAAUAUAAGUCUGGUGGUCAAAGUCAGUUUAGGUUUUAAGAAAUUAUGUUCAUAUUUAAGGGUUAUCAAUCCAUUUUUUCCCCACAUUUUAUCUGCUACUUAACUAUUAGAUACGGCUUGUUAUUUAUAUGACUUAAAAUACAUUACUUUAUUGAAUGCUUCCUUCAUUCAUUGCGUUUAAAUUCCCUAUUCAAUAAAAGGAAA
Messenger RNA from Cololabis saira (Pacific saury), 1127 nucleotides. RefSeq lists its product as uncharacterized. Gene Ontology annotation, molecular function: protein tyrosine kinase binding; MHC class II protein binding. The record is from RefSeq and is a predicted model, not a curated record. Gene Ontology annotation, biological process: T cell activation; interleukin-15-mediated signaling pathway; positive regulation of ERK1 and ERK2 cascade. The coding region runs from base 29 to 742 and encodes 237 amino acids. The transcript is spliced from 6 exons. Lineage: Eukaryota; Metazoa; Chordata; Actinopteri; Beloniformes; Belonidae. Gene Ontology annotation, cellular component: membrane raft; external side of plasma membrane.